This is a messenger RNA of Somion occarium, 3085 nucleotides long. The record is from the annotation of a GenBank genome assembly. NCBI's taxonomy places the organism in Eukaryota, Fungi, Basidiomycota, Agaricomycetes, Polyporales, Cerrenaceae.
AAGGUUCAAUAUUCAACAUUCAAUGUUGAGUGCAACAAACGUGUGGUCUACACAUGUGUUCGUUUACUUCUUCCGUACACUGUAGCUCCCCUAUCUGAUAUCCUUCCAAUCAUACCCAUUUUCUUGUUUAUAUCCUCCAUUUUUUUCCUUUUCACUCUUACAGGAGUACUCGUCAUGGCGAGUCCUCGAACUCCUCCUCGCAGUACUGGCCCUGAGGCAGCUAAGGCCGCUGCGGCUAUCGCUAAGCAAUACCUUGCUACUCCCCACGGUCAUGGCAGCUCGACUCAUGCGUCAUCUGGAGGAUAUAAUGACUUAUACCAGCGUACAGUGAAACCAUGGCUAUGGGCGGACAUAUCCAAACACAAGCAGACCACAUUCGACGGAAUGAUAGCCUAUCAGUUGCAUAUGUCUCUUUCUACGGCAUCGAGAGAGUCGGUGGAUCCCCAUCGCCUCUUUAAUCAAUGCCUCGAAAAAGUGUUGCCCAUUUGUAACGACCCGGAUCUGCUCAAUCAUUUACGAUCAUAUUGUGAGGUGGAAGGAGCAGAAACGGCCAGAUACGAACCCUUCACGAAUGCAUGCAAUCGCGCAUUAUCGCUCUUGGAAGAAGUGGACGUACCGCAUCUCGGUAAAGGCUCGCCAUUCAAGAUUCUCUUUCACCGUAAUGAUCCGAAUGUGCUCGACGGUUUUCAUGGCACUCUCAAUUCGAAACGCAAACCCGACAUUGUAGUCACCACUCUUGCCUGCGCUCGGCGCAUCUGGGGAAAAGGUAGAAAUAUACAAUGGAAGACUGCAAUCACACACUGCCAUAAAAAGCCCAAAGACCUCCAAUGGCAUGAUGUGUUAAGUGCAUGGGAAUUCAAGCGGACGAAGAAAGCGAUCUCAUUGCCCACUCGGAAGUACGGCCCCAACCUGUGUCGGAACAUUGCGUGCGUGAACGACGUCGGCACCAUGGAACCCCCCACGAAACCUGACGUCCGGAGCCCACAACCAAGGGACAUUGGGGAUGACGACAACGAAUCUCGGCCGGAGGAGCCGCCGCUCGUGCAAUUGGCGUCGUAUGCGGCGGAGAUGCUAUGCCGAGCUCCUGCAGUGAAUCACUGCAUGAACAUUCUUGUUGUCGAUGAUGUGGCCUGGCUAUGGUGGUAUGACAGGCAAAGUGCUAUUCAGUGCACCGGAAUUAACUUCCUGGAUGAUCUCCCGCGCUUUCUUGUUCUUCUCCUCGUCUUCCAGAGAUUUUCGACCAUGGAUUCUUGGGGAUUCAAUCCCGAACUGGAUCCUGUCGUCGUAAAAUAUCAUAGCGGGCAGUUGCCGCUGAAUCAGAUGGUAAACCUUUCGCAAACACCGUUUGAGUUCGACAUUCCGGUUGAAGACGACAGGAUCAAGGUUAACCUGGAUCCGAAGAAGAACGAGUACAGCCGACACACCCUGGUCGGGCGUGGCACUCGUGUGUUCGAAGGGCAUUCGGAGAAGUUAUCUCGCGACCCAGAUGAUCCUGGGGUUCUCAUGAACGAGAGGGCGAAACAUGCGGCUAUAAAGAUAUACUGGCCAGAUAGUUCCAGGCCAUCGGAACAGACGGUUGUUCAGAAGGCUCGUGAGGCGGCUCAGAGGAUCGACCCUGACUUGUUGGACAAUUUGCCAUUAAUCUACGGCGCCUACACCUUGAGCAAGUAUGAGACAGGUCACAUUCGGAAAUUCCUUCAGCUGUGGGACCGGCUUGACGAGAAUCAACAACCCAUAUACCACUCGCGAACCCUUAAUAUCACAAUAUCGGAGUGGUUGUCUCCUCUGUGGCAACUCCCCCCGCCUAAUUUUAUGCUUACAUGGUAUGAGAUUGUGAGAUGCCACUUUGCCAUGUGGAUUGCUGGUGUCAAACACUGCGAUCCCAGCGAAGGCAAUAUGUUAUUCCGCACUAAAGACAACGAAAACCAUGGAGUACUGAAUGACUGGGAUUUGAGCGAAGUUGACGACCUAAAUGACCAUAUGGGACUGGAGCGCACCGGUACCAUUCCAUUCAUGGCUAUGGAGCUCCUCGACUCUAAAUUUUGGCUCGGCGGCAUUCGGCGAGAGUACCGUCACGAUCUCGAGUCGUUUGUAUGGAUGCUCCCGUGGGCGGCGCUUUGUUAUGAAGGCGGCAGUCGAAAGGACCCGCCGAAAUUAAUCUCGUCGUGGCAGACAGGGAACUAUGAACACUGUCGGCAGAAAAAAGGUGACUUUGUUUCAAAGUUCAAUAGGGUCAACAUCAAUGAGGUUAUCCCUCUGCAAUGGAGAGGGUUCUGGCCACUUAUCGGGAGACUUGUGAAGCGUUUCCUGAGACGUUAUCGUGAUAGAGUCGACGAAGAGUUCGAAGGCAAUGUUCUACCUCCAGACAAGACCCCUGUGCAGGAAUAUGUCGAUAUGCUCGAAUUCAUGCGGAAAUUGAUACGGGAUCCGCCCGUUGGACCACUGGAUGACGUCCCCUUUCCCGACGACUAUCUCUCGAAAAUACCGCAGUUACCUGCAGAUACAGAAACACUGAUUCGGGGACGAGGUCGAGGUGCGGGGCGUGCGCGGGGAAGGGGGCGAGCUCAGGUACAAGUUGGAAGAGGUGACUCUAGAGGCCCAGGAACUAUCCAAGCCAAUCUUGGCUCCGAACGCAGCACCUCUGGGUCACGACGAUCCGCUAGGAUCAAGGCGGAGGAGGAAGAGAAGAAACGUCAGGAAGAGAAGAAACGUCGGGAGGCGGAGGAGAGAAAACGUCGGGAAGCGGAAGAGAAGAAGAAAGGGAAGAAGUAAGAAAGACAGUGACUCCUAGCACUGUGCUUGUUACCAGGUUAUCGAUAUAACAUGUCUCUACCCACGAUGGGGCAGAUUCUUGUUAUGCGUGAUUGCGUUAGCUUGACCAUUGGCAGGCUAUGACUGCUCCUCGAUAGAUGCGUUAUUCACAUUCACAAGUGAAAGUUACUCUCAGUAUAUGUCCUCGACUUCUGUCAUAUUCAUGGAUGACGAUGUCACAUGGUGCCCAGUAAACCAGAGUACUGACUUUCUGGAUGACCAUAUGCAUGAGUCCCUGAUUUAAUACAUAGUAAUUCAGUCUUCAUCUCAUCCC